CAUUUUGCGAAAAUGGAUGAAUCUAAACAAGCGAGUUCGGAGGGUAACAAAAGUUAUGAUAGCGAUAUGUAUGCAAAUAUAAAGAGUACUACAUCGUUGGAGAAAGCAAAAAAAUCGCUAAUAACUGAUGAAUCGAGUGAAAACGAUGAUGAACAAGAGGAAAAGAAAUCAAAGCAGCAAGUCAUGUUCGAGCCACCGAAUUCGAAGAAGCCAAUGAACCUUUCGGUCUUCGAUCGUCGCAAUUUUCUCAUUCAUCAGUAUUAUAUUCGAAAGGAUUUUAACUCUUGCAAGGCUCUAAUUAAAGAAAUAUUGGAAGAAUGCAAUGAAUUAUACGAUUAUCCGAUUUAUAUUCGUGGAAAAAUUGCGAUAGUUGAAAAGGAGUUAAUAAUGGCUUUGGAAUGUAAUAGAGAAGUGACUAAUUUUAUAAACAAAGAACGCCUUUACAGUUUUGAAAAAGCUCGUUCACUACGACCACAAAAAUCUAAUUAUCCUCGUGAAAUUGGCCAUAUUCAGUUUUUAUUGGGUAAUCAUAAAAAAGCUGCUGAAAUUCUACUUGAAGCGAUCAAACUUAAUCCAUCCGAUACGAAAGCUUAUUACUGGCGAGCGAUGGCGUUAUAUCACAUUGAUCAGAGUGAUGAAUCCGCUACUCAGGCUCAAGAAUGUAUUAUGUCAGCACCAAAUUUUGUUAAAUCAGUCGAAAUCUUAAAGUUUUUGGCAGAACUAUGCGCACAGAAAAAUGAAAUUAAUUCAGCCAUUGAAGCUUAUAAAAAAGCUUUGGAGUUAGAAUCGGAGGAUUUGGAUGCUCUUGUUAGUCUCAGUCUUUUAUACUUAAAAGUGCAAAACGAUGACCAGGCAUUUGCUACACUGGGAAAAGCACUUAGUUACGAUCCUUCACAUUCUCCAAGUAUUUUAACUGCUGGUGCAAUUAUGCAAGGUAUGGGCGAUUAUGAUGUGGCACUUAUAAAAUAUAGGUAA
Dracunculus medinensis (Guinea worm) is the source of this 975-nucleotide messenger RNA. NCBI's taxonomy places the organism in Eukaryota, Metazoa, Nematoda, Chromadorea, Rhabditida, Dracunculidae. The record is from the annotation of a GenBank genome assembly.